AGUAGCAAGCAGAACAAUCUGCUGCAGAUACAUUUGUAUUCAUAGUUUAUUUAUUAGAUGCAUUUAUUGUUUGACAGGCAGCUGCACAGUGAUUUUUAUUUACAUUUAAGAAUUAAACAAACUCAAACAAAUUGAUAUAAAAGUGUGUCGAAAAUAUAUAAAUAAAUAACGAAUCCAUAACAUGUUUAAUUGGGAAAAAUUAAUGGUUUAAUCACCAAGCAACUUCGAAAUGUGCAAAUAUUGAUCGCGGAACAGUUGCAGCAUUUGCCGAGAAAAUUUAAAAGUAAAGAUGUUACACUAAUGAUACUCUUUGAAUUAUCAUCUACGUUAUCGAAAUAGUGAAUUGAGAAAUGUUUAAAUGAAUCUCUAGUUGUGUCCGUAAUAAUAAUAUCGAAUCGCUGUUGAAAAAAUCUGCACUGAAAAAUCAAUAAACGCAAAGGAGACACUGCGACAGGCACGAAAGGAAAUACAUAUGUACAAAUGUAGAUAGUGAUGAUGCCCGCUUCUGACGAAGGAAUGCGACAAAGCUGAAUAGUUGUUACGAAUUAAACUCGUAGGAGCUGACGUUUAUUCACGUACAUAUGUAUGUAUGUAGGUAUAUGUACAUACAUAUAUUUUAUUAGCAGACAAAAGCAUGAAGGAAAGCAAAAUUGACAAUUGCCAUUUCGCCUGGACAUUAUAAUCAUUGAAUAAAUAUAAACAAUACGUACAUGACAAUGUCAACCUAGACUACAGCGCGAUACUAAAGGAAGCGUUUUGUUUAUACUUGUGCAUAUGUGCGCAUCCACAUGCUAAUAUUCCUAAAUGUGUAUGUGUGCGUGUUUCUGUGACUGCCUGUCACUUCCAGACACACUACGCUACUGCCUGCAAAUAAUAGUACAAGCGCACCUACAAUCACUCGGUCGGCGCAGUGUGGAGAAACUACAAUACUACUAAUCUACGUAGAUAAAUAGAUACAUACAUAUGUAUGUACAUUGUGCAAACCCAUAGCCAAGCAAACAGUGUACGCGGUGGCUGCGGUGGAAUUUUGCGCUAUUGACCGAAUAAAAUAAAAUAAGCACUGUGCUUUAAGCAGAGGAAGUCUCCAGUUCAACAAACAACUCACCCUGCACAGGCUUGGCCCACAUAAAAUUCUACGAAUAAUUGAAUAUAAGUGAAAACAAAUCAACGAUUGGAGAUAAGCUGCAGCGGUAGCGGGUGAACGCCGGCAAUGUGGCGCUACUUGAAUACGCUGGGGAUGGUAUGAAGGCUGAUGAUGUGAUCGUUGACGCCUGAUUGGGUGUUUUCGUAGUAACGCGUUGCUACACACAUACAUUUAUUUCAGCUUCCGAAUAUGCACUCAUGUGUAACAACAAAACACUUGUACAUGUAUUGUAAUAGUGAGAAUAAACAAUUUUGCUUUCAACAAUAAUAGUACGUACGUAUAAUAAAUAAGCCCAAUUUUCAAGCAUACAAUAAAUCCAUUGCAAAUAGUCGAGGCGGAGGUAUUUCAUAGCAUCGAAAAUAAAAGAUAAUCCAAAGGCCUAAAGGUCAAAUUUCGCAGAUUGUCAAUUACGUUACGGCAGCUUCCUCGUCACCGAACAUAUUGGAUUUCCAUUGAGAAAUGUCAUUGCGGGUAUAAUACUGACAUUAGGCAAUCACCACAAUAGCUUAGCAGCACAGUAUUUAACAUAGUGAUUGGGGUUGAGCGCGGUUGAGCGCUAAACAGUGUCAUCAGAGACUAUGGUUAAGUCAUUGGUUUCGAAGCUAUCGGCCGCAUCAUCAAAUCUAUCGCUCGCUUCAACGCUCUCCUCGGUUGGUGUGGGCAGCGGCAGUAGCGGUGUGCAGGAGACGAAUUACGCAAAACAUCGCAAUGAUCCAGGUCGAUUUUUCGGCGAUGGCGUUCAAUUCAAGGCGAAGCUUAUUGGCAUACUCGAAGUGGGCGAGGCGCGCGGCGAUCGCAUGUGUCAAGAAGCCCUACAAGAUCUUAAAAUAGCCAUUCGCGCAGCCGGCGAACAUAAACAACGCAUAACGAUACACGUGACAAUCGAUGGGCUGAGACUGCGCGAUGAAAAAACAGGAGAUUCCCUCUAUCACCAUCCGGUGCACAAAAUAUCCUUCAUUGCGCAGGAUAUGACCGAUUCACGAGCGUUUGGCUAUAUAUUUGGUUCACCGGACAGUGGUCACCGUUUCUUUGGUAUAAAGACUGAUAAAGCGGCUAGUCAGGUCGUGCUGGCAAUGCGCGAUCUCUUUCAGGUUGUUUUCGAAUUGAAGAAGAAAGAAAUCGAAUUGGCGCGGCAGCAAAUACAAUCGAAAUCCAUACAUGAACAUCAGCUUGCCUCAUUGUCGUCGCUAAAGUCCGCCGCAGGCGGUAUUGGCACCGGCUUGGGUGCUCAUAAUGAUCUUAGCGGCAGCGGAGGGGUCGGAGGUGGUAGCACGCUGUCCAUGUUAAGUGGCAUUGGCGGACAAAGUCGUGCAACAGCCUCAAAUAGGUUGGGUGUUAAUUUGGAUAGCAAGGGAGCAGCGAAAGAGAUGUCACCCGAAUCAGUAGCCGAUUUGGUUGAUUUGGAGCAAGAGUUGAGCUCCUUGCAACGCGGCAUCACACAAAUGGAACGCAUCACACCCAACGAGCCGGGGCAACCCACAGUAGCCGGCGUCUCUGGGAAGUCAGUUAACGAAGACGAUCCUUUUGGAGACUCAUUUACCAACUUUCCCACUUACAAUCUCUUGCCACCUCCAGAAUCGGGACGCUCACGCCAUAAGCCCACUAAGCCGACUGAUACGGCAGUAAAUCAAACAACAACAUCAGUGAGCGCUGGUCAAAAUGUUACUCUCUCCUCCUUACUUUCGCCUGCGCCGGUCUUGAACACUUCCACCGGCACUCUGCAACAAGACGAUGACGACAGUUGGCUGCAUGAACUGGACCAGCAAAACGAUGUAUUUGACACUUCAAAAGCGGGCAGUAUGAGCAUAGGUGUUGGCCUGCCAAUGGCACCACUGGCCCCGAGCGAAUCGACGUCGACACCUACACAACAAUUGAGCGAACAUUCGACACUCGUCGAUGUUGAAGCAGCUGCCAAUGCGGCAACCAACGCGAACAUGCAACCGUCCGGCGGAGCUGCGGCAUCGACCUCAGCAUCCACUUUGGGCGUCACAUCGUCUUCGCCGACACCGAUUUUGGGCGAUGGACCGCCACAGGCAGCCGCGAGUGCUGCAGUGAAGUCAGAUGCUUUUACAGAUUUGGAUCCAUUAGGCACGGGUCGCACACGUCCCUAUGUCGAUAAGAAAUACUUCUUCCAAGAGCUUAAAAACCCACCCAAAAAAGUUCUCAACGACCUGUCUUCAGGUGGCAACGGCACUGUAGACAUAACAGCAACAGGUGUGCACUACACGGCCGCCUCGGCGGUGGUCGAUGAGUUUCUGAGCAAAGAGGGUCUCUUCGAGGAUGCCCUAACCGCCGGUAUGGACGAGCAAGGCGAAGUGGCUCAGCAGAUGCAGCCGCCACAGCUGCAUGCGGCGCAGCAGACACAGCAUUCUCUAUCAGCACCACUUAAUAUUACUAACACUACUCAUGCAUCAGGUAUAGCCGGCUUGAAAACAGCCUUGAACACUAACAAAACAGUAGUUAAUAUAACGGCGUCUGCAACAGCAGCAGCAACAGCAACUACAACAACUUUACUAAUCGGUGUGCUCGCACCACCAUGCACGGUUAACAUUUGCACCUGCACCAUAAGCAGUACGAAAUACACGAGCACCGCUUCUAAUGUUGUUGUACCCAGACUAACGAAUACUAACCACCAACUAGCGUCUAGCAACAGUUUACUAACAACCUCUACCUACUCUACUAAUUCCACAACAGCUUCUACUUUAAGAAUGCACCAUUACCAGCCGACUUUAUCGUCGGCAACGUCUUCGUGCACUACAACAAACAUACCCACUAAUCUCCAUUUAAAUCAUUACACUUUAGACUCCACGGCGACUGCUGCUGGAACAACUGACGAUGUUGUGAUGAUGCCGCGUGACACCGAUCCUUUCUCACCCACACGUAAGAAGAGUGAUCCAUUUCAGGAGGGCGGUGACGUGUUUGCCAAAUUGGACCCAUUCGAAUUUGAAUUCAACAGCGGCGACGCCACUAACCAACGUAGCUCUCCAACCGCCAGCGCGGAGACCUCUCGUCCUGCGGAUGUUUUUAAUGGUCCGCUGCAAGUUAGCUUGCCCCCGGAGAGCAGCCUUUCGCCCACGUUAGCACAGCCGCUAAGCACAGCAGCGCAAUGGCGUGCUGAUGUAGCGCGCUUAGAGCGUCAAAUGAACGAACCGGUAGCAGCGAUGGGCAACGGAAGUGCCAUACCGGCAGUUGGUGUCAAUAGCACGGUGCGCCUGAGGCCCACACCUUCCGGGCAGGUCUCAUCAGUUGGUCAGCCUUCUUCCGUAUUUAAGCAGCAGACAGCGGACGUAAUAUCGAGCAUUAGCAAUAAGAAGAUGCCACACUUAUUUGGACAGGCACGUUUCUCCAAGCGUGAAUCGAAUAGUAUUAAUAUGUGCCGUUUACAGGAGAGUGACUCACUAAGCGAGAACGAGGCGGCACCAGAGCCACCACCACGUCCGGAUUCAGCAUUACAUGCGGAGCCGCCGCCAUUGCCGCCCAAGAAACAGUUCAAUGAUAUUGUUAUACGCCCGCGUGUGACGUCCGGUAAUGCAGUGCCUCCCAGCGUCGCGCCGCCGUCUGUGAGUAGUCGUUAUGAGUUCGUUAAUACAACGUCGAAGUCUUUACGCGGCGCUAAUUCCGAAGUUCCACCGAUACCAUUGCCAUCACGUCGUGUUGGUCGUUCUGAUGGCACCUACCCGGGGCCUGGUCGACCACGUAAGCCUGGACAUACCGACGAUGAUUACUUGGCGCCUAUUAGUGGUAUCGGUAGCAUUGCGAAUGCAGCUGCGGGAGAUGUGCCACCACUCCUGCCACCUCCCACGCAAAUUUCAACACGCAACCGUGCUCAACGCCAGCAAUCGCUUUCUAAGCCACAGGAUAUCUACGAGAAUAAAUUGGAGAUUUUGCAACAGCAGCAGCAACAACAACAGCAGAAACGACAACAAGCGCUAACUGAUGGUGGUGCCGAACCAAACGUGGCAACGGCGUCUCUCAUACCCGACAUCACACUGAGCCAGCUUAUGACUCUAAGUUUGGAUGAGCUGGCAGUGAAGUUGAAUGUGCCAGUGAGCAAGCUGAGCACCAUGACAUUGGUAGAACUAACAUCGUAUCUCUCGGAAUUCAUUGAGAAGUCAAAGCCACAGCGCGAGCAAGGGCUGCCUAGCCAUAUGAGUCCUCUGCCGACCCGUCGUUUAGAAAUGAAAUCCAUUAAGGCGGAGUCAUCACCUCUACCGACUCAACCAACAGUGUUUAAGGUGAACUUUGAUCAGCAAGCGACAUUUGUGGCAAAAUUCGACGAUACAUUUGGCGAGGACUUCUCCACUCACACCGCCGAUGGGCAAGGGCAAGACGCUUUUGCAAAUUUUGAGCAGUUUAACGAGCCACCCGUUGCACCACCUCCAAUAUUCACGGAUACUAGCCAAAGCGCACCAAUUGUGCCAUCAGCCGAUCGAUAUGCGGUUUUCCGUGAGAUCAUCGAUAAAGAGCUGCAAGAGCAACAGGAAAACGCGGACCUAAUUGGCGAAGUGAUUAACGAGAACGAAGACGCCGGCGGAGGCAUUAUAUCUGGUACUGAUGUUGGAGGCAUUGCUGCAGUAGCAGAUGACAUUGGUGCGCACUUCGAGGCUAACUUUGAUGAUGACGAUUUUCUUACGUCCUCAGGGGGUCCACAAGUGCAACCACCAAAGAUUGAUACGAAAAUAACGGAAGUAGUGGCACAAGCAAAGGAUCGGUAUGCUGCGCUACGCGAUAUAAUUCUUGUCGAAAAUCUUUUCGACAAUAAGAGGCCAGCGGCUUUACAGGCAUCUCAGGAGUUCCCCGAAUUCAGUGACGAGUUCAAUGAAGAUCAAGACCUUAAGCAUAUAAUGGAUGGGCGUGCCAGCAGCAUUGGGCCCGACCGCUUAGGUUUAGUCGACAGUCGCGGAUUACCAGCGGAGCCUUCCUCAUCCGCAUUGACGGUCGAGGACGACGAUGAAGAUGAUGAUGGCGGAGCCGAAAGUAGUUUGGACAGCAAUGAUAAAGAAACUCGUGUAGCUGCUGCAGCACAAGAUAAAUACGAAAAGCUGUCGACAUCCACACAACAAUUGGAUGGUGAAAAAUCUGAUAAGUUAGAUUUGAAUGGCAGCCAACCUGAACGCUGCGCCUCACAACCUUCCCCAAAUUUAUUGAAUGCCAAACAGGAUAAUAAAUUUUUAACAGUUGCGGGCAGCAGCGGACUCUCCUCGUCCAAGGAUGACUUGGAAAUUGAUGAACUUAUGCAACGUGCCAUAUCUAAUUUAUCUUUGGAUUCUCGCGAACGCAUCUCCCCUGCGAAUUCAGCGACCAAUAUGCCCACAGUAAUCGUGACAUCAGGCAACUCCAUAGCCUUGCCACGGCCAAAUGCUGCACUCUCGUCUCAGGCGCAGUUUAAUGACGUUAGCACAUCACCUAUCCCCUUACAGAAGUCUCCGACACCAGGCGUUGCCCAGCAGCAACAGAGGUCACCACUGAGCAAAUCGCCACAGCCAUCACCAGUCUUAUCCCAACUAUCCGCUGUCUCGAACCUAAUUGACACCGCUACAAAGCAAAUCAACAUUGGAAGCAGUUUGCAACAAGAACCUGAAGUAAAACAUUCUAAGGAAUUUUGGGCGACUUUCGACUCACCUAAGCCAAAUAUCGAAAAAGUAGAUAAACGCGGCAGGGCUGCGGCGAAGUCUACGAUGAAGAAUUCAUUGUUACAUUUACCACCUCCGCCGCCUUCGAACACCUCACAGAACGAUACAGCGGAAUCACCAUGUUCGUCUGAUCCACGUGAUUAUGGUUGGAGUAAGAGCACGGGGGUCAGUCGUCGUUGGCCAAAGAAAGAACGUCAUCAGACUUCGUCUUCGUCUCGGGAUAUCAGUCCAUGUGAUGAUGAGCCGUCUGAUUUUCAAAAGCCAAAACGCAUUCCUAGUGGAGUGCCCGCAAUACCGCCGCCAUCUUCAGAUCGGCAUGGCUAUUAUGUGAGACACACCCGCCGCUUGAACUCUUGUGAUGAGGAUUAUGACUACGAGGAGGAGUUCAACACACGACGUGAUCAUCGUAAACUAAAGCCGGGACUUUCGCGUAGCCGAGAUAACUUCGAUUUAGAAUCUCCCAGUUGGUACCGUCAUGCUCCACACCACACCUGGUCGCCGCAGGAUAUGGAGCAAGCAGCAGGUAUGCGCGCACGAGCUUUCGAACGUAGCGCUUAUGAACGCACCACAUACGGCCCUCCCGUCUACGACAAACGCGGCGUUGCGCUGCCGCCUAAUGCGUCUUCAAGUUAUGAUCGUCGUAGUGGCUACGACAAACGCAGCAAAUAUUAUCGUGAUUACGCUCGUCCAAAUUACGAUUUUGAUGAUUACGGCGAUUCACCCCAUGAACGUUAUCGCGAUGCAGGAAGUUUCGAGAAACCAAAGGUUGGACGACGUUCCGACUAUGAAAAUAUUUACGAUGAGGGUCGCUCACCCAUGAGUGGAAUAAUCGGCAGUAGUGGCGGUGGCAGCAGUGGUUAUAAGACACGCGGUGGGGAUUACAUGUACGAUAGAGAGCGUAAAUCCUUCGAUCGCGAAAGCGUCGAAUCGUUUGAGAGCGCUACCCGACGUCGGCGCAGUUUCGGAAGUGGCGACGUGUAUGGAAGUAUGGAAAGUCACGAAGAAUUCCGCGAACGUUAUGGACCGGAGAAAACACGGUCACUGCGAAAGGGCAUGAAGUUGCGCGCUACGGGCGAUAUUGAGUACGAGCAAGAUUCGGAGAAUGAUUUUCAUCAGCGCACACGCAUGAGCGGCGGUGGAAGUAGUGUAAAUGUUCCGGAUACGCGCAGUUUACAGCGCCCGAGCCAACUGAUAUCCAGUAAUACGGGAAGCACCAUGAGCAUGGGGCCCGGACAACCACGGGCACGUAAAAGUAGCGGUUCAAGUCCUUGGGAUGGUGAAGAGCCACCGUUGCCAGGUCAAAAAUCUUGGAAACGUCCUUCAAGUGCUGCCGACUCAGAACGACGACUGGCUGAAAGCAGACGGGUAGCCGCACUCGGACAGACACCCUCCGGCUCUGAUGGAGAAAAGGAUCGCAGGUUCCGCAAAAAGCAACGGUCACGUGGCAAAGAUAUUCCUUAUAGCAGCUCGGGCCUACCACCGUCCAAUACCAGUAGUCGAUAUAGUGGCACUGUUGCCGCAACAACUCAUCCUCGUGACAAUUACGAUUAUAUAACAUACGACGAUGACGAUGUCGGUGAUGAGGAAGACUAUGCGGAUGAGGACUAUGACGAGCCGCCCACAGAUGAGGACAAAUUCGAACGCUUGAAUAGGCGUCGCCAUGAAAUGCAUCAACGUAUGUUGGAGAGCGAACGCAGACAACAUUCGAUGGGAAAAGUGCCCAUUAGUUCCCUCAAAUGCAGUGCUCCGACGGCGGCAACAAAGAAAUAUCCCACAAGAGGCGGCGAAUAUGAUUUCGACGAUUAUGAGCAAUCACCAACGUCGCGUUCGAAUGCCAGCGCCAGCUUGGCAAGCGCCGCCAGCUCUUACAUAGCUACGGCUGGUGUCGGUGGCAGUGCUGGUAGUGCUACAAAAUUUAGCUUUGAUGGUGGCUUUGAAUCGGACUUCAACCAAAGCUCUCCACCGCCGGCACCCGCUGGCACUGCAUCCAGCUGCAAUUCCACCCCCGCUGCCACUACAGCAAGUGCAUGCGUUACACCGGCGACCAAGUCGUCCUUCCGCUUCUCGAAUGAUUUCUCCGAACGAGACAAAUUGCACGGCUUCCCACAUAACUCCAACAGUGUAAGCAGUGCGCAACCGUUGGACUUGGACAAUACGCAAUCACCAGCACCGCAUGCAAUGCCCCCAAUCAUCACACAAAAGUUACGUUUCGACGAUAAUGUCAAAGUUUCACAAUUCGACGACGCUGCCUUCGAAGAUGACUUCUCGAAUGCACAAUUCGACUUCGAAAAGGAGGACCAAUGGCACGCGGACUCAUUGCAAAGCGCCAGCAGCGCCGCACUCAUGACCACCGCUGCGAAAAAACACAAUCUGCGAAACAGCAAACUGCAGCAGAGACAGGAACUGAUCAAAAAAUCUGAAUCGAUUAACAUUUUCGGCAAGAAAUCUGAGGAUCCUUUCGAGGACGAUGAGUUCUUCAAGGCGCCGGGCGGCGAAGGCGCAUUAGCCAACAACAAUAACAACAAUAGCAAUGGACAGCAGUUGAGUAAAACAGGUGCGGGCAACGGCAGCAGCUUUCAAUGUGACGACGACUUCAACUUCGCCAAAUUCGACGAAAAUAUGUGAUUUGAUCAAUUGUUUGCAAGGAACGCCCGAACCGAGCAUGUAACAAAACAACAAAAGCCAACCGCCAAUAUUAGUGACACGCUAAACGUUGAAGUGCCCGGCGUUUGCAACGAGUCUACGCAUCGGACUCGUGUUAAAGGCGUUGGCACGAAGCCGCAAAGCGACGAGGAAGACGAAGAUGACAAUUAUGCAGAGAUCAAUGUGAUUGCCGAUCACGAUUACUAUUAUAUAACCAAUUUAAAUGAUUACUACUAUCAGCAGCAGCAGGAACAACAGAAGCAACAACAAAUACAAACACAACUACAACAAUCGAACAGUUCGGCGGCACUGUGCGCGAUCGCCGCCGACCAAGGUGUGCACGCUAACGGUAUGGUGCGCAAAGAAAACGGUUUUCUCACGCAAAGGCAACACCAACAACAACAACAUCAACAACAAUACGAAAGCCUUAAAGGCACACUGCUGCGGAAUACGAAAAAGUGUCGACGUAAAAUUGUUUCGCUAAAUUUUCUCAUGAAAAACUUGAUUAUGUACCGCCUCAAAUAUGACAUUCUAUAGGACGGGGCAUAUGCGUUUAACGCUUGUAACUACAAAUAUUUGCAAGCUGUCAUACUCACAUACAUAUGUACAUGUAAAGCCCGAAUAUGCUUUAUGGACGGUCCUUCUUCGCGCACACAAGCUUUUGCGGUUUCGCGCAUUUACUAAUGGCCAUGUGUAGUUGUUGUUGUUGUUUUUUUCUUGUUUUAUACUCACCAAUUGUUUGUAAAUAAUGCAACCAAAUUGUAAUCAAAAGUACUCAUCGCAAGUCGCUGCUAGUUCUAUGUGGCAUACUAGAUUAAUAUACAUAUACAUACAUACAUAUGUAAUUAUGCAUUUCAGUCUGAGCGCUGCUUUCCUUUCAGAUUGUGCUUUCAUAAUCUGAUUUGUAAUUAAACUGUGUUAUUUUUUCAUUAUGCUUAUUAUUUGACUAAUUUGGCUAAUAGCAAUAAGUAUUCAGAAUUCCGGCGACGUGAGUGUGCGUGUGCGUGUAUAUAAUGAUAAUGAAAUCAAACUUACUAAAUAAGCAAUGUUUAUCUAACUUUAUAUAUCUAUGUGUACAUAUAUACAGAUUUAGUUAAUACAAAAAAACAUACAUACAUAUACACACAUACAUAUGUGUAUGUGCGUUGGGGAGCAUGGAUGUAAAGGUGAAAUACUCCGAAGCGAGCAUUAUAACGGCAAACGAAAUGUUAUCAGGUUGAAAAGCGUAAAACUAAAUUAAUUAUUGCAAUUACAUACCUACAUACAUACAUAUAAACUAUUAUAGACAAGCGUCAAGCGAAUAUGAUGAGAAGCCAUAGUUCCAAGUAUCCAAACAUCACUCAGUUAGCAAAUCUACAAUAAAUAAUUAAGAAUGAAAUCUAGUUAAAAUCAUUGCAACUUAACUGUAAAUUAAACAUGCAUACAUAUAUACAUACUGGCAUACAUACAUACAUAUGUAUAUGCAUAUAGCGCGCGGUAAAUAACCAAAAGAAUUGAACAAAACCGGCACACUGUUAAACUAACACCACAACAACAAUAACAAUAGCAAUAGCAACUAAAUAAUUAAUAAUUAAAGAGUUGAAAAUUUCAGUUUUUCCUUAAACAAUUCACCGAAGUGUUUGCAGUUAUAGAACCUUACUGAGCAGCACACUCAAUCCAACCGACAGCGCCGCUCGGCAACUCGGCAAAAAUUAAAAAUAACUAAAAUUAGCAUUAUGCCAAUAAGAAAUUCAAAUGAUGAUUACGAUUAUGAUUACAGCCAAGUAGUUACGAACAAAAUUAUGCUUACAUACGUACAUAAAACACUCAUUAACUCUUAAACUAAGUAAAUUUAGUUAAUUAAAACUACUCAUUUAGUGUAAUGAACUAACAGGAAACAAGAGGAGCUAAAAAAUCGAGCAAUAUAUGCAAAUAAACAAUAUAUAACUAAUAAUAACUGUAAUAUACCUAUGUAUGUGUGAAACUACUAUACUUACAAACACAAAUAUGUAUACCGAUUAAACCAUUUAUGAAAUUGAGUCAAGGCAAUAUGAUUGGAAACUGAUGCAUACUCACUCACGUGUAAGACGACGACGAUGCGGCACUGCGUCCAAGCGCAGUCAGUAUUUCUCUUGUUUGUUCUAAGAAGAUCGAAAAAAAAUAAAUAAAACAUGUAACGACAAAUAUACAUACCAAUUAAGAAUAAAUAUACAGUAUCUAAUUCAA
This is a messenger RNA of Bactrocera neohumeralis, 11625 nucleotides long. RefSeq names its product protein disabled (gene Dab). The transcript has 10 exons. The coding region runs from base 1723 to 9402 and encodes 2559 amino acids. NCBI's taxonomy places the organism in Eukaryota, Metazoa, Arthropoda, Insecta, Diptera, Tephritidae. The record is from RefSeq and is a predicted model, not a curated record.